This is a messenger RNA of Neurospora tetrasperma FGSC 2508, 476 nucleotides long. RefSeq lists its product as uncharacterized. The transcript has 2 exons. Bases 67 to 360 code for a protein of 97 amino acids. NCBI's taxonomy places the organism in Eukaryota, Fungi, Ascomycota, Sordariomycetes, Sordariales, Sordariaceae. The record is from RefSeq and is a predicted model, not a curated record.
CCUCACACCAAGAAUAAGAUCAUUUGACCAACCUACAACAACAACAACAAACCUCAACAACACAAUAUGUCUUCUCAGCAGCCUACCACCUCUCAAGGCGGCCCCAAGGCCACCGGCGGCAUGUCUGGGGCCACCCCCACUCCCGCAAACGCCCACCUCGGGAAUGAGACUGGCGAGAAGCCCAAGGCUUUUGACUCUGAAGGUGCUAUUGGCAAGCAGUUCACUGCGACCGGCGCAAUCGGCCAAAUCGGCGAGGCAGUUGGCGGCCCUCUCUCCUCCUCCGGUGUGAUUGGCAAGCAGUUCACCGACCAAGGCGCCAUUGGCGGUACUGUUCAGGACACUCUUGGUGGUAAAAAUUAAAGCGGGACAGGUAUCUCCAAGUUGGACUAGAUCUAUAGAACAGAACUGGAAGAGAAGGAGUAAAUGGGGGUGGGUGCCUUGAUCCCGUGAAGGGACGGGGUUGUAACAUUAUUAUG